Molecule: messenger RNA, 1572 nt
Organism: Nerophis lumbriciformis (worm pipefish)
Lineage: Eukaryota; Metazoa; Chordata; Actinopteri; Syngnathiformes; Syngnathidae
Source: RefSeq, a predicted model, not a curated record
AUGGUUUUAAUAACGGAGAAAGAAAGUGAAGUUGGAAAACUUCAAGAGAAUGGAGUUGCCAGAGGUAUGGGACCAGGAAAAAUUGAACUUGGGACCGACAAAACAAAUAUGGACACACCUCUCGUGUCUUUCACUGAGGCCGACAAGGACUGUGAAGAUGAUGAGGAACCGGGGGAAUAUGACGGAGCCGAAAUUGAUUACACACGGAAUUACUGGGAAGAUGAGGACGAUAUUUACCAGGAGUUUGAGGAAUUGGACUUUGAAGCUUUGUCAGAUAACUCGGACACCAGGAGCAUUGCAUCUGACGAUUCCUUCUACCCGCUUGACACUUCAGUGGGAUCUGACGGUUUACGUUCCCCGUGUCGUGAGAGCCCAGAGCCAAUCUCUUUCUUUAAGGCCUGCUGCAAUAACAACACCAUCAUCGUCAAGAUCAUGAUUAGACAAGGACUGACUGAGGAGGAAGUUCAGGAGACAGACAGAAACCGAAGAUCUGCAUUGAUUGUGGCGUGUUAUCACGGAUAUGUGGACGUGGUCAUCGCCCUAGCUCAGUGUCCUUAUCUUGAUGUCAACUGGCAGGAUAAUGAGGGUAACACUGCCCUUAUUACAGCUGCACAAGCAGGCCAUGUGUUCAUCUCUCAUUACCUGCUGAACUACUACCCUGGACUGGAUAUUGAGAGGAGAAACUGUCAUGGUUUCACAGCUUUAAUGAAGGCUGCAAUGCAGGGUCGAGCUGACACUUGUAGAGCACUCAUGCUGGCUGGAGGUGAUGUACAAGCCAGGGACAACGGUCGCAUGAUGACCCCACGGGAGUGGGCUCUCUUUACUGGCCGCUAUGAAACUGCUCAGAUGAUGCAUCAAGUCUUGUUGAGGCCGUGUGCAGAGCAGUUCUGUGACUCAUUCAACAUGGAGUGGCCCAUGCUGGAGGAUCUGGUUGCCAAGGCCGAAGAACCAAAGCCCUGCUGGAAGCGUUUUAUCAACCUUCUGUCCUGUUGCCCUUAUAUAUUUUACCUUAACAACAAGGUCAACCCUGUGGAUGAUGGUGUACUAGAGCACAUGGUCCGGAUCACUACUAGCCUCGGCAGUCCAUUCAUUGCAACGGCCUGCCGGACCGUGUGUCCAGGAAGUCCUCCGUGCAUUGGGAAACGACGCUACGCAGUACAAGAAAUUCUCAGGAGGCAACGGUUGGCUGAGCUGAAACACCUCGGCCCAGAAAGGCUCAACACCUACAAGAAAUUCUUUCAGAACUCAAGGGUGCUCCUCAUCCCCAAGGCGAGGGAUCGGCGGGCUAGCCUACAGCCUCAGCUGCUGAACGACAUGGCUGUUGCAUCCACAGUGGCCAUAAGGCGGGCGAGUCUGCUCCCUCUUCAUUUGCUGAGGCGGAGUAGUGUGCGACCAGGUAUUGUGAUACCAAAAGUCAGACUCUGCAAGGCCCCAGCACCAAGUUUUAAACCAGAAAAGCUCAAACGGAGUAAUAACUAUAACCAGCUCCAAAUUCCAAAGUGGGAUUACAAGAUGAAGCGGGUAGAAAGAAAGAGGGAGGAACGACUGUUACCGCCGACAAGGCGAAGAUGA